AUGGCUUUAGAUGAUAGCGAUGGUUCUAGCCAAGAUAUAGAACGGCAAAUGCGGGAGUCUGAUGAGCGGUACAAGAGGAAGAGAGACGAAGAGGAAGCCGAAGUAUUGGAAGCCGAAGUAUUGGCUGCCGAAGUAGUGGAUGCAGCCCCAGUCGUAGCAGUCGCAGCAGCAGCCUCAACUCCCGCAGCGAAUUUCCUUGUUGGUGGGCGUCCACGUCUUAGCUUGUGGGAUCUACAACAAAAGCGCCAGCUGCAGACGCAGCAACUCCACCAACAGCGAGCCCUCGCAGUGCCGCUACCACCACUGCCAUAUUACGAAGAUCCGAUUGCCCAAGACAUGUACAUGGGACAACUCAAAGCGCAAGAGUCACGGGAGCGGCCGCCACGGUAUCGUGCUAGCUCCCCAGCGCCUGCUGUCCGUGCUAGGUCUGCAUCCCCGUCAGAGCGAAAGGUCAUGAGGGAAGCGGCAAAGGCCGAACAAAAGAAGAAGAAAGAGGACGAGAAAAUAGCGAAGAAGGUGGCCGAUGCUAAGCAGGCAGAGCGCAUCAAAGUUGUGAUCAGCAAGUACGACCCCAUGAAAAAGCAAAUUGUCUGCGGUGAAGAAGAGAAUCCGAAAGAUAAGGAAAUGUACCGUGUGGCCAAGACAUUGAUCUACGACAAAGGAGAACCAAACGAAAUGACAUUUGAUCUGUCAAAAUUCAAUAGUGUACAGAUCCGUGAACUCACUCUGAAGUGUCAAGUCAAGGGAGGAGGCAGCAUGACAAUCCAAGAGGAUCAACACUCUCGUCAAACUCCUCAAUAUCUGCUUCCAUCCUACUAUUUACCCUCACUUCGUCUCCCUCAACGACAGCAAUAA
Molecule: messenger RNA, 855 nt
Organism: Seminavis robusta
Lineage: Eukaryota; Bacillariophyta; Bacillariophyceae; Naviculales; Naviculaceae
Source: the annotation of a GenBank genome assembly